AUGUCAACUAUUCAAAAUAUUAUAUAUUCUGCCGUCAAAAGGUGGAUCACAAAACUCAAUCUCACGGUCUGUGCGGCUCAGCCCAGUGGCACAUAUAGCGGUGGCAAUAAACGACGAUUAAACAUUGCGUUAGCAUUAAUAGGAAAUCCCUCGCUUGUUUUAAUGGACGAGCCAACCACAGGCGUGGAUCCAGCAGCUCGAAGAUCAUUAUGGAAUACGUUGAAAACGUGUCAGGACGCCGGGCAAUCGAUUAUACUGACAUCGCACAGCAUGGAAGAGUGCGAAGUCCUUUGUAACCGAUUAGUAAUUAUGGUGAGAGGUCAGCUGGUGUGCGUUGGUGCAAGCCAAGAAUUGAAGCAACGCUUCGGUACUGGUUACAAUAUUCACAUCAAGUUGAAGCAAGACCAUCGCAAUUCAGAUAUUUCUCAGAUUAAAAUCCGAAUUGAAUCCGCAUUGACUUGUAAGUUAAUCGAUGAAAACAGUGGGUUCAUUGGAUACCACAUAACUGAUGCUAAAACAACGUGGACCAAGAUGUAUUCAAUUAUGGAUGAAUUGAAGAAUAAUUACGAUUGCAUUGAAGAUUUCGCUGCAUUAUCAUCCACACUAGAACAAUUAUUUCUCCAACUAGCUUGAGCUUUUUUACUUGAGUAUUACAUAUGUUAUGAAAUCACUUUCAGAAAUAUUUUUAUAUCAAUACCUCUUAACA
Messenger RNA from Chelonus insularis, 706 nucleotides. RefSeq names its product ATP-binding cassette sub-family A member 3-like. The record is from RefSeq and is a predicted model, not a curated record. Gene Ontology annotation, cellular component: membrane; intracellular membrane-bounded organelle. Gene Ontology annotation, biological process: lipid transport; transmembrane transport. Gene Ontology annotation, molecular function: ABC-type transporter activity; ATP hydrolysis activity; lipid carrier activity. The coding region runs from base 1 to 633 and encodes 210 amino acids. The transcript is spliced from 2 exons. NCBI's taxonomy places the organism in Eukaryota, Metazoa, Arthropoda, Insecta, Hymenoptera, Braconidae.